Molecule: messenger RNA, 1896 nt
Organism: Cucumis melo (muskmelon)
Lineage: Eukaryota; Viridiplantae; Streptophyta; Magnoliopsida; Cucurbitales; Cucurbitaceae
Product: probable WRKY transcription factor 57
Exons: 3
Coding region: 348-1259 (303 amino acids)
Biological process (GO): regulation of DNA-templated transcription
Molecular function (GO): sequence-specific DNA binding; DNA-binding transcription factor activity
Source: RefSeq, a predicted model, not a curated record
AAGAAGUUGACGCUUUUUCUUUUUAAUUUUUUUUUUUUUUUUUUUAAUUUAAUUUUUCACCCUUCCUCCUUCUACGUUUCUCUCAAUCGCAACUGUAUAAUUGACGGGACAUUGCUUUCCAAAACCUUUCAAAAAGUUCAAAACACAAAUAAAAUUAAAUAAAAUUACGCGUCCUUUCCAUUUCUUCUUCUUCUUCUUCUUCUUCUUCUUCUUCUUCUUUUUCUUUUUCUUUCUUCAACGUACAGUACUCCAUUUCCCCUUUCUCUUCACAAACCCUAAUUCUCUUAAUUAUUUCAUUAAUUCCCUCUGCUUUCUUAUCUCUCACUAAUUCCUCCCCUCUUCCAUUCAUGGCCGAUUCUCCUCCUCCCCCUCCUUUCUCCACCGCCGAUUCCUCCUCUACUUCCUCCAACGCUCUUUUCUUCUUCCCUCCCGAUUCCGAUUCCACCAUCCUCACCCAAUUCGGUUGGAAUUUCCACUCUCUUCAACCUCAACCUUCUCGAUUCCAUGACUCUCACCCGAUCCACUCCGAUUUCCCUGCAACCUCCACUACUACUACUACUACUACUACUACUAUUACUACUACUCCUCCACUCAUCGAAGACUCCGCUGGAUUAUCAGACGCUCCUCUUCCUCUCCCUUCUAAUCCUUCUCUCUCUUCCAGCUCCAGCGGUGAUCCCCCGGACAAACCGCCUGAGAUCAUUACUCCGCGGAAGGUGAAAAAGAAGGGGCAAAAGCGAAUUCGGCAGCCAAGAUUUGCGUUCAUGACCAAAAGUGAAGUUGAUCAUCUUGAAGAUGGUUACCGGUGGAGGAAAUAUGGACAAAAGGCUGUCAAAAACAGUCCUUUCCCUAGGAGCUACUACAGGUGCACAAACAGCAAAUGCACAGUAAAAAAAAGGGUAGAACGGUCGUGUGAAGAUCCAAGCGUUGUAAUAACAACAUAUGAAGGCCAACAUUGCCAUCACACCGUUGGAUUCCCUCGAGGUGGAUUAACCAUAGCUCAUGAAACUUCUUUUGGUUCUCAAUUUUCACCUCAAAUCCCACAUUUUUUUUACCCUGAUCCAUCACCACCACCACCUCCACCCCCAACAACAACUAAUAACCAUAACCCUCCCACACCUCCCAUUGACCAACAUUUCCCCAGUACUUCUAGUUCGACUGAACAACAAGAACCACCAAAUUCACAUCUCCAACAACUUCCUUCCAACGAAGGCUUGCUCGGUGCUAUCGUCCCCCCUGCCAUGAUGCGUAGAACAACAUGACAUGACGUACGAACUUACUCUUCCACACCCAUUUUGGGGUAUGAAAAUCUUGCACUAACCUCAUGAUCCCUCCCUAUACAUAUAAAGUAUAUAUAACUUAUUUUUUGUUCAAAUUAUUGACAAUUGGAUGCUUUUUGCUGAAGUUGUAUGUGGUUCCGAAAAAAAGUUAUUCGACAUAUGUGACAGUCAAAUUGAAUAAAUUUUCAGGUCUAGGAGAAAAUAGGAGGCGUUUUAUAAGCAUGUAAUUCGGCUCACAAAAGCCAAAUAUAAUUGUCGUUUUUAUGCAAUAUGCUUUAAUUUGUACAAAGUAGAAAGGGUUGUUGUUGGUUAUGUUGGCUAUAUAUUUUUCUUUUGACUCUUGUAGAUUUUUAACUCAUUGGGGAUGCCCUCAUGUAUGGAUGGAUUAUUGUAAUUGAAUUAAACACUAUAUUAUUGGCAUUAUUGUUUAGGAUGAAAAUUGGGUUGGUGUUUACAGGGUACUGACACACAGAUUGGAGUGUAAAAAUAUUUAUGCAUAUGUAUAGCUCUAGCUUUGGGAAAGUGAAUCUUGUAAUACUGUGUGUAUUGCUGCUAAAGGAGUUGAUGUAUGGUUGUGGUGGUAACAGGUAAUUAAAGAGACCCCCAUGUGAAUUUUGAA